Molecule: messenger RNA, 4104 nt
Organism: Malassezia sympodialis ATCC 42132
Lineage: Eukaryota; Fungi; Basidiomycota; Malasseziomycetes; Malasseziales; Malasseziaceae
Product: Activator of Chs3-like protein
Exons: 5
Coding region: 1-4104 (1367 amino acids)
Molecular function (GO): protein binding
Source: RefSeq, a predicted model, not a curated record
AUGCCGCCUACUGCACAGGCGCAUGCGCAGCCCAUCGCGCCCGUCUCAGCAGGCGGUCCGGUGAAUCGUCCACGGCCGCCUCCGCCCGCGAAUCCUGCGGGUACGACACAAGUAAUGAAUGGCCCCCCAGUACGGCCAGCCGGUGGUGCGGCUCCGCGGAGUAUGGUGCCCGCUUCGGGUCCAUCGCGCCCGCCCCUGGCCGCUGGACGUCCCCCGCCGCUGGGCUCUCUGGGUAGUGGGCCUGGCGUGGCACCGCAAUCAGGUGCGCCCGGAACGACACCACGCCCGCCGGGAGCUGGCGCGGCGACACCGGCUACCAAGGCGCUCCCCGAUCUGGCGCCACUACAGGUCCAGGAUCUCUCGGACACAUCUGCCUCAUCAACGCCCCUAUCACCACCGAACCUCCCGCGUGAUCGUUUUUCCCACAUUCAUCCAAAGAUCCCAGGCCCACUGGCUAAUUCAGUGAGUUCGCCCAAAGAGACGCCGUCGGUGCCACACAGCUUGUCGACCAUGGCAGGCCGCCAAUCAUCGCCCGAAUCUCCGAACGGCUCUGUCCUGUCGCCAGGAGACAAUGAGCUGCAUCUGGACCACAGCCACUUGCAGCCAGGCGAGACCGUUUCUCUACUGAGUCAUGCCAAGACCCUCCGCAUGUAUCGCGAGAACGCUAUGAAGACGAACGACCCAACUUUGCAGUACGAACUAGCUGUAUUCAUGCUGGAUGUUGGCCGUACUCUCGAAAUGACGGAGCCUAUGUCUGAAGACCACGACCCGAUGGCCGAGCGCGACGAGCUAAUCAAGGAGUCGGUCUCCAUUUUGCGUCGCCUCGCCGACCGAGGCCAUGUGGAGAGCGAGUACCUGGUCGGCGACUGUAUGAUGAAUGGCUUUGGCACGGCGCGUGGGCGUCCCGACUUUGGUCUGGCGUACGCUUACUUUUCACAAGCAGGCAAGCGCGGUCAUCCCGAUGCUGCGUACCGUACGGGCACCUGUUACGAAAAGGGCUGGGGCUGUCGACGCGAUGCGAGCAAGGCGGUGCAGUUUUACCGCACGGCUGCGACUCGUGGACACCCUGGUGCGCAGUACCGCCUGGGCACCGCCGAACUGAACGGCGAGCUCGGUCUGAAGCGCAGUGCGCGCGAGGGCGUCAAGUGGCUGAAGCGCAGUGCCGAGCAUGCGACGCCCGAGUUCCCCCAUGCCCUGCACGAGUUGGCCUUGCUGCACGAAAAAGGUGUGCACAAUGUGCUCUUCCCCGACCACGAGUACAGCUGUGACCUGCUCGCUAAAGCCGUCGAGAUGGGCUAUGCGCCUAGUGCAUACAAGCUGGGCGUGAACUACGAAUAUGGGCGUAUGGGCUGUCCCCAGGACAGCGGCCUGAGCAUCCACAUGUACAACAUUGCCGCACAGCAGAACCACAAGGAGGCCUGCUUUGCGCUCACCGCGUGGUAUCUUGUGGGCGCGCCUGGCAUCCUGCCACAGAGCGACACCGAGGCCUUUUUGUGGGCCAAGCGUGCCGCCGAGCAGGGCCUGGGCAAGGCCGAGUACGCCUGUGGUUACUUUGCUGAGAAUGGCAUCGGCACACCCAAGGACCUCCCUGAGGCCAAGGGCUGGUACCAGCGCGCGCUCGAGCAUGGCGACUCGCGCGCUAGUGCGCGCCUGUCGUCGCUCUCGGGCUACAGCGCGAAGCAGGUCGUGGACGAGGAGGCGGUACGGCCAAAAAAUGAAUUGAGCGCUGUGCCCGUGCAGCCGCUCAGUGCUCCAUUCCCCGGUGCUGCACCCGUGCGCUCGCUGCAAUCCCUGGGCGUGCUCAAGUUCCCCACGCCAAAGGACAUGCGCGAGACUCAGGCGCACCAGCGCGACUUGAUGUACCAGGUACUCUUGGAGCGCGAGCAGAUCAAGUCCAAUCCGUCGUCACCGCACAAUAGUGGCUUUUUCGGCCCAGGCGGUUUCGCAGCACGCCCUGCGCGCCCCUACGUCCCAUCCCAGGUGCCGAAGCCAGAGGGCAAGGCCAUUAGCAUGAUUGCUGCUGGGCCGCGCGCAGGCUUUCCCAAGCCGCCGACGCCAGAACCCGAGCCGGAACCCGAGCCCGAGCCCGAGCCCGAGCCCGACGCGCAGGCCGAGGCUGGGAAGAAACGCCUGCUUGGUCGUCUUUUCAAGGGCAAGAAGGGCAAGAAGGGCGCCGAAGGGCUCGGAGAGGCAGGCGCCGAGGGCGAAGCGGAAGACGACGGCGGCGAUGCCACAGAACAUGGCCCCAAGGAGGACGGGCCUGUUGCCAUUGGCAGUCCCUUGCCUGAGGACGCCCGCCCGAACGAGCCCCCUACCCGUCCGGAUGCGGCAGGCGAUGACCCUGUCACCGCGCCCCCAGCAGGCCCGCCCGAGACUCAAGAGGCCGACAAGGACUCUGCGUCCCCCACGCCGAAUCCGAGCAAAGGCAAGAUCUUGGGCCUAUUCAACCGUAAAAACGACAAGAAGGAGGCCAAGGCAGCCGAAGCAGCAGCGGCUGCAGCCACGGCGGAGGAGGACGCCAAAGCCAAGGACGCCCCGGCCAAGGAAGGCGCGAAGGCAGAGGAUCCCACGGUCAAGCCGGGUCUGGGUGCCGGGCCUGCUCCGCCGGGCCCACCGGGUGAAUCUCGUGCGCCUGGCGACGCGUCCUCGCCUAAGGAGCUCUCGAUCAUUCCCGCACGCUCGCCUCAGCCAGGCCGUCCACCUGUGCUACAGCCGUCACCGGCGCCCAACUCGCCUACGAACUUGUCUGCACGACCUGGACCCGGUCCUGUGAGCCCCGACGAGUCCAAGGCGCUCGCUUUGGCCGGUCCGCGCCCGCCCGCCAUGGGUCGCCCACCGCCUCUGGGCCCUUCCGGCACGCCGCCACCGCGCUCACCACCUCCCGACGGCCUGGCCGGAUUUGCACCAGGACGACCUAUGAUGCUGCCCAAUUCGCGACCACCGCCGCGUCCAGACCAGGCCCAGCGCCGGCAGGUCCUCCAGACAGGCCUCCUGUGCGACCUACGGGCCAUGGACCUGGUCACUCUCCGCAAGUGCCUGGACGGCCGCCCAGCCGGCCCCCGGGUGCAGGUCCUGGGCCGUUCUCCGGUGCGGGUCCUGCAAGUCCUCCGGGGCCUGGCCCCGCGUCGCCUCACGGCGCGGGCCCUGCACGUCCUUUCGGACCAGGACCUGCGCGUCCUCCGGGAUCAGGUCCUGCAUCGCCUCCCGGUGCGAGUCCUGCACGUCCUUUCGGACCAAGUCCUGCACGUCCUCCGGGAUCAGGUCCCGCACGUCCUCCGGGAUCAGGUCCUGCAUCGCCUCCCGGCGCAGGCCCUGUUCGUCCUUUCGGACCAGGUCCUGCUCGUCCUCCAGGUCCCGGUCCUGCGAUGCCUCCCGGUGCAGGCCCUGCGCGACCUUCAGGUCCAGGUCCCUUCCAGUCGCAAACCCGGCCACCCCGUGGGCCGUAGUCCAAUGGCAGCAGGCGUGGCGCCGAAUCAACCCCCUGGUGUGCAGUCUCGUAUGACGCCUGCGUCUGCGCCUCAGAGUUUGCAGGUGCCUGGUAUGCCACCCAAGCAUCCUUCGCAAAACUCCCUGGCGGCCAGCAGCUCGUAUGCAUCGCUACCGCCAAGCAUGUCGGCUAGCAGCUCCUUCGUGUCACUGCCGCCCAGUGGCUCGACGGCCAACCUUGCGUCCGCUGGCCCGCCCCCGGGCAUGCGCACGUCGCCCGCAGGUGGUCGACCUGGCAUGCCGCCGCAGGGUGGCCCACAGGUGCGUCCGCCUGGUGGUCCGCCCGGACCGCCGCGCCAGCCGUUCGGCAUGGGGGCCGCACCGGGAGCUGGGCCGCCCGGUCGCCCGCCGGCUAUGACCAACUCUACGGGCCCAGUCCGACCGCCUGGACCGCCUGGUUCACCUGGCCACGCGACGAGGAACUAUGGUCCGCGCGAGACUGGCUCGAAUGCGAGCACACCCAACUCGAUUGCUACCGACGAAUUGUGGAUGGACGCGGCGGAUGAUGGACCCACGCAUAGCGGGGUGGCCAGGCCGCCCAGGGAUGUACCGGAUCUGGCCCUCCCUGCCGCUGAGGGCGAAGCACAGCCUCGCAAAAAGUGGUUCGGUUUCAUGUAG